AUGGAAGACUCCAAUGGAGAGAAAGGGGAUCAAGGAGUCAGCGUGGGUCUCUCAGGGCAUUGCAAAUGCAGCGUCAACGACAUUUCGCAAAUUCUAGAGACCAUUCCGAGUUUAAGAGGCCCUCCGGGACCUCAGGGCCCCACAGGAGCUGAUGGUACCACUGGUGCUCCAGGAAAAACGGGUCAAAUGGGAGAUCCGGGUCCACCAGGUCCGAUAGGUCUUAAGGGUGACCGAGGAGAAAGAGGUGAAAGUGGAUCUCCGGGUAUAGAAGGUCAGCCGGGGCCUAAAGGUGACCCUGGGGUUGAUGGAACUCCGGGGCUGCAAGGACCGCCUGGCCCGCCGGGACCACCAGGUUCUGUUUCAACUGCACUUAUGGAAUCAACGGGAUUGUACGGGUCGAGUAAUCCGGGUAUAGCGGGGCCCCCGGGUGAAAGAGGUCCUAUGGGCUUACCCGGGCCACAAGGGGAGCGGGGCUAUCAGGGAAACAAGGGGGAAAGGGGAUUACAUGGACCUAAAGGCGACAAAGGAGAGCGGGGCAACGUGGGUCUAAGAGGACCGCAUGGGGCCAAAGGGGAGCGGGGCCAACCGGGCCGAGAUGGAACUCCGGGUUUGCCAGGCGCGCACGGCCGACCAGCGGAAAAGGGCGAGAAAGGUGUACGAGGUUUGCCGGGGCCGCCAGGGCCACCCACUUUGGCAGUCUCAGAAAACUCUGUUUUGGGCGACAUCGCUCGAAGUGGACCAAGGGAUGUAACGAAGGGGAUGAAAGGGGACCGGGGCGAGAGAGGCGAAAAGGGUGAAAAAGGCAUGAGAGGAAUUGAAGGGCCGCAAGGUUUUCCAGGCACAGAUGGUAAGCCUGGUGAACGAGGAGACAUAGGCCCAUCUGGGUUGCCAGGGACUCAGGGGCUCCAAGGAUUAUUGGGCCCAAAAGGAGACAAAGGAGAAGCCGGCCCUCCUGGUCCAGUCGCAAUAUCCAGGGACGAAGCUUCUAUUUGGACUAAGGGUGAAAAAGGUGAGACUGGCCCACGAGGGAAGCGGGGCCAUCCGGGUCCACCGGGGCCACGUGGUCCACCCGGAUUACCAGGCCCCCCCGGCACACCCGGCACGAACGGGCCUUCCGGCGAUAUUGGAUUACCCGGAUGGACGGGUCCACCAGGCGCUACGGGAUCGCCUGGCCCGCAAGGUCAAAAAGGCGAGAAAGGAGACCCCGGCCUAAACCCGCUCAACCUCGAAAAGAUAAAAGGAGAGAAAGGCGAUCGGGGAUAUGACGGGACGCCUGGUACUCCGGGUAAGGAGGGACCUAGAGGCCCAGCGGGACCUCCCGGUAGUCCAGCCACCAACAUACAAUACAUCUCCGUCCCAGGCCCGCCGGGACCCCCCGGACCUCCAGGGCCCCCAGGGAGUCUUUACCCCAACGAAGUUCCCACUGACACAUUGACAGAUAGCCCCGGGAUUAAUCGACGCGAACCCGGCACAGGCAAAUAUCGCGACCCUUUGCAAAUUUUGAGGAGUUUGAGCCAUCCCCUGCAGUACCGCCCUGAGUCUUACGGAUAUCGCGACCCGUUGGAUCCUCUUGUUGAAAAUGCCGAAUUUGAAGAUGACGACGAUGGUAGAACUAUUGUUGGGACUAUUAUAUUCAAGACAACGCAAUCCCUAAUCCGGCUGGGCACUAUCUGCCCUGUGGGCACUGUCGCUUACGUCAUUCAGGAACAAGCGAUGCUUGUUCGGGUGAAUAACGGAUGGCAAUAUGUGGCGAUGGGUUCCUUACUGGCCAUUCAUACACCACCUUCAAACGGCCCAACGCGAACACCGUUCCAGAAUAUUCUAGAAACAUCUAGUUUAGUUCACCAUAAGAAUCCAGCAGGGGAGGGACCUGUGCUACGCCUCGCAGCAUUGGAUGAGCCCCAUACUGGUGAUAUGCACGGAGUCAGUAGCACUAACUACGAAUGUCAUCGAGAGGCGCAGAAAGCUGGUCUCGAAGGGACUUUCCGCGCUUUUAUAUCUUCUAGGUGA
Molecule: messenger RNA, 2010 nt
Organism: Pectinophora gossypiella (pink bollworm)
Lineage: Eukaryota; Metazoa; Arthropoda; Insecta; Lepidoptera; Gelechiidae
Product: collagen alpha-5(IV) chain-like
Exons: 17
Coding region: 1-2010 (669 amino acids)
Source: RefSeq, a predicted model, not a curated record